AUGGCCACGCCCGCGCCCGCCGAGCCCAUCGCCAAAGGCACGCUGGCGUCCGCGCGCCAGUCGCUGGGCGACUUGUUCCGCUGGCCGAUGCGCGUCGAGGUCACCAACGCGGCCGGCGAGACACACACGGAGUGGCAGCAGCCGCCACCGCUGCAGAACCCCGUGCGGCUGCUGCGGCAGCUGUCGGCGCGCGACUGGCUGUAUUUCCUGGUCGGCCUGUUCUCGUGGCUGGCCGACGCCUUCGACUUCCACGCGCUGUCCAUCCAGACCGUCAAGCUGUCGCGCUACUACCGCCGCUCCAAGACCGCCAUCACCACCGCCAUCACGCUGACGCUGCUGCUGCGCUCCGUCGGCGCCGCCGUCUUCGGCAUGGCCGGCGACCGCUGGGGCCGCAAGUGGCCCAUGGUCUUCAACAUGGUCGUGCUGGGCCUGCUGCAGAUCGCCACCAUCUACAGCGCCACCUUCGCCCAGUUCCUGGCCGUGCGCAGCCUGUUCGGCCUCUUCAUGGGCGGCGUGUACGGCAACGCCAUCGCCAUGGCCCUUGAGAACUGCCCCGUGCAGGCCCGCGGCUUCAUGUCCGGCAUCCUGCAGCAGGGCUACUCCAUGGGCUACAUCUUCGCCGCCUGCACCAACCUGGCCGUCGGCGGCAGCGUCGACUCGUGGAAGAUCGUCUUCUGGGUCGGCGCCGCCCUGUCCAUCCUCGCCGGCGUCAUCCGUGUCUUCCUGCCCGAGUCGCAGCAGUUCCUGGCCGCGAAGCGCGCCGGCAAGAAAUCCGUCACCGCCGCCGCCUUCUGGGCCGACACCCGCCGCAUGAUGCGCGACGAGUGGCGCGUCGUCGUCUACUGCAUCAUCCUCAUGACCUGGUUCAACUACUACAGCCACGCCUCGCAGGACAGCUACACCACCUUCAUGCUGACCGAGAAGGGCCUCGACAACGCCGCCGCCAGCCGCGCCAGCAUCCUCAUGAAGACCGGCGCCAGCGUCGGCGGCGCCAUCGUCGGCUACGUGUCGCAGUGGUUCGGCCGCCGCCGCGCCAUCGUGGUGUCGGCGCUCAUGAGCGCGCUGCUGAUCCCCGCGUGGAUCCUGCCGCAGGGCGAGCGCGCGCUGUCGGCCUCGGGCUUCAUGCUGCAGUUCUGGGUGCAGGGCGCCUGGGGCAUCGUGCCCAUCCACCUCAACGAGCUGUCGCCGCCGGCCUUCCGCUCCAGCUUCCCCGGCAUCACCUACCAGAUCGGCAACAUGAUCUCGUCGCCGUCCGCCCAGAUCGUCAACGCCGUUGCUGAGUCCAUCUCCAUCACCGGCGCCAAGGGCAAGCCCGCGCCCGCCUACGGCCCGACCAUGGGCGUCGCCACCGCCAUCAUCGCCCUGGCCAUCGUCGUCACCACCGCCGUCGGGCCCGAGAAGCGCGGCCGCCAGUUCGAGCUGGCCGCCGUGGCGGGUGCCAGCCAGACGCCGCCGCUGCAGAAGGACAGCGCGUCGCUGGCGGAGGAGAAGGAGGAGGAAAGCCGGCUCGAGGGUGCAGGGAAGGUGGAGAAGGUGUGA
This is a messenger RNA of Ophidiomyces ophidiicola, 1539 nucleotides long. RefSeq lists its product as uncharacterized. Gene Ontology annotation, molecular function: carboxylic acid transmembrane transporter activity. The transcript has a single exon. NCBI's taxonomy places the organism in Eukaryota, Fungi, Ascomycota, Eurotiomycetes, Onygenales, Onygenaceae. Bases 1 to 1539 code for a protein of 512 amino acids. Gene Ontology annotation, biological process: carboxylic acid transport; transmembrane transport. Gene Ontology annotation, cellular component: plasma membrane. The record is from RefSeq and is a predicted model, not a curated record.